Molecule: messenger RNA, 1974 nt
Organism: Fragaria vesca subsp. vesca
Lineage: Eukaryota; Viridiplantae; Streptophyta; Magnoliopsida; Rosales; Rosaceae
Product: putative tRNA pseudouridine synthase-like
Exons: 7
Coding region: 1-1530 (509 amino acids)
Biological process (GO): mRNA pseudouridine synthesis; tRNA pseudouridine synthesis
Cellular component (GO): nucleus
Molecular function (GO): RNA binding; pseudouridine synthase activity
Source: RefSeq, a predicted model, not a curated record
AUGGCUAUGUCUUUACUGCGACUCCCGCUCUCGCUUUGGCUGCCGAAGCACCGGAGCGUGCGUUAUGAAUACCCGAAAAUACCCUCGAGAUUGAACGUUAUUUGCUGCUGCUCUACCUCCGCUGCCACCGCCGAAGAAAGCUUAACUCACGCUGAAAGAUGGGAAUCGGUUCGGAAGAGGAAAGUGGUUCUCCGGGUCGGGUAUGUGGGCACCGAUUACCGAGGUCUGCAAAUUCAAAGAGACGACCCUUCAAUAUCCACUAUUGAGAAGGAACUGGAGACUGCCAUAUUCAAGGCCGGUGGUAUUCGUGAGAGUAAUUUCGGCAACCUGAACAAAAUUUCGUGGGCCAGAAGUAGCCGAACCGAUAAGGGAGUUCACUCCUUGGCGACAAUGAUAUCGUUGAAAAUGGAAAUUCCUGAAAAUGCGUGGGAUGGAGACCCUUAUGGCAUUGCUCUUGUGAAUCACAUCAACUCUUACCUUCCUCGUGAUAUCAAGGUUUUUAGUGCUGUACCUGCGCAGAGGAGCUUUGAUCCCAGAAAGGAGUGCAAUCUUCGUAUGUAUUCAUACCUCCUUCCUGCUGAUGUUAUUGGAAUCAAAAGUCACUUCAGCGCAGCUGAAAUUGAGGAUCACAUUGCAGACUUCAAUGAUAUAUUAAAUGCUUUUGAGGGUGAACAUCCUUUUCAUAACUAUACAAUACGAUCUAAAUACCGGAUGAAACUUCCUGGAAAGAAAUCACCAAUAUACCGUAAUAUGUCAAAAACAGAAAGAUCAACUGUUGAGGCAUCAUCAUCCGAGCUUGAGGGAAGUGAUGAUGAAGAUAAGUUCAAGGGAAGAAAUUCAUCAGAAACUGAGGUACUGAACCAAAAUUCUUCUAUGUCCAGCAAUGGGAAUGAAAUCUUACUGCACGCUUGCAAGAAGCAGGAAGAUGUUCUGAAGGAGAAAAGUACUGAUUCAGUUGUCUAUGCAAAAUGGUUAUACGAACCUGAUGAGAGUGAUAGAAUCGGUGCUUCCCAUUUCAGAAAGAUAUUUCGCUGUUCUUGCGGAAAGCUUGAAAAAUCGCUGACGCAUGAGUAUGUUGAGCUUUCCAUAUGGGGAGAAUCUUUCAUGUUACAUCAAAUUCGCAAAAUGGUUGGGACUGCUGUGGCCGUGAAGCGCAAGUUACUCCCAAGAGAUAUUCUGACAUUGUCACUGGCUAAGUUCUCACGGAUAAUCCUACCCCUUGCCCCAUCUGAAGUUUUGAUCUUAAGAGGAAACAGAUUUUCAAUUAGAGAAAGACCUGGAAAUGUAAAAAGACCUGAAAUGAUUGCAAUGGUCGAAUCAGAAGAAGUUAUCAAACAGGUUGAUGAGUUCUUCACAUCUGUGAUGUUGCCUCAAGUUGCAAAAUUCUUAGAACCUUCAGGAUAUCCUUGGCAAGAAUGGAUUGAAAACCUGGAUAGAAACACAGGUAUUCCAGAUAGAGAAUUGGAUGAAGUCAGAAAUGCUUGGAAAGUGUGGAAGGAAAAGUUUGAGAGUGAUGCAUCAGCCCUAUAGUAAUGAGAGAAGGUACAUUAAUACGUCCAUUUAUAUUGUGAGUGAUUAUUGAUCAGUAAUUACCUGUUUGUGUCAGGGCAAGCUGGCAGGGGCAGAACUCCAGCCAUUUGCACCUCCUCAUUUGGUUGUUUCGAUGUUACAUACAAACCUUGAAGGGUGUUUUUCUAAUUUCCUAGUUCAUGAAGCCUUAUGCUAAAGAUUGAUGAGAGUCUGGAGAAUUGCAGUUUGACCUGACUAAUGAAGAUGUUAAAUGAUGUGGAGGCUUAUGCUACUGAAGGAUGUCAACUUUUAUCUGAAGGAAUCAAUCUUCAGCCAUCAGCAAUUGAUUCGCCAAGGAGCACCACUUUUUGUAUGUUUUCCUUUACAUUUACAAAUGAAUGAAUCACACCAUUCAUUAUGCCAUUUUGACAUCAAAUGUUUGUAUGCUUUUUGCUCAAAGUAACA